Messenger RNA from Didymella exigua CBS 183.55, 1675 nucleotides. RefSeq lists its product as uncharacterized. NCBI's taxonomy places the organism in Eukaryota, Fungi, Ascomycota, Dothideomycetes, Pleosporales, Didymellaceae. Bases 159 to 1391 code for a protein of 410 amino acids. The transcript has a single exon. The record is from RefSeq and is a predicted model, not a curated record.
UGAGCAUGCGGCACUGCUUCAGCGUUUGUUGCCAUGACGCGUGUCUGCAUUCUACUUACUGGCCUGCGCCGCGUCAACGACCUCUACCAUAGCGUUGCCCCCGCCGAUCACGCGUCCACUACACCGCUGCGUGUGCAAACGGACUGCAAUACUCAAAGAUGUCUUCCAGCUCAGGCAAGGAGUCGACACCUCCUCCAUUGAUUCCCCUACGACAAGAUAGCAGUCCUGAACUCGGCAGCCCUUCGAAGAUUACUCAGUACAACAAGAAAACCGGUCGACCUAUCCGUCGAAGUGCAGGGAAGAUGAAGCCGGUUGCAGGGUAUGUCGACUCCAGGAUACUAGAAGAAGAGGACUUCAUACCGUAUGACUCCGACGACGAGCGUGAAGAAGAUGAAGGCACACCUCGUGGCCGUAGUGAGAAGCCAAAGCGCAAGCGGAAGCGGAGUCCUUCUCCGCCAUCUCCACAUCUCGAUCCCAUUAUAUACAAGCCACAGCUAGAUGAGUUGACGGACGAUGAAACUGGUGGGGCAUUCCACCGCCGCACUCCAAAGAAGCCGCCUGUCACCCUACGCUUCGAUGUUCCCCUGGGCUACCACGGUCCUCUGCUCGUCAAGUUGGACCCCGCCAUCUUGAAUCUGGGUGACGGAGAUACUACUCACUGCAUGCGUCCAUCGAAGGAGAGCAAAACAAACACCUCCGCGAUUCCAACACCUGUCGUACCAGAACGCCGCAAAGGCUUCACCGAUCUGCCUCCCGAAUUACGAAACAAGGUGUAUCGUCUCGCCUUCGUACGCGACAACACGUUCCAGAUACCUGCCUGUCGGCCUUGGGGAAAGCGCGAUCUCUGUCAGUCAGGCCAAUUUCUGAGCACGUGCAAGCUUGUUCACAAUGAAGGUUGCUCAAUUAUGUACGGCGAGAAUACGUUCGCUUUCGAGAGGCAUGAGAGUACUCGCGGGACAUUUUACGAGCAUGAGCCUAAGGAGAUUGGAUACCUUGACGCCCUCCAGUUCUUCAAGAUGAUCGGUCCGGAGAACAUACAAUACUUGCGAGACCUCAAAGUUGUCUUCAACGAUGCUCGUCCAUCCGACACUCCGCACGCAAGCUCGAAUGAGGACCGCCGCUAUAUGACAGAUGACGCCCUGAUCAACAUCCUACGAAUCCUGCGACAUGCCAAACUGCGCAAGCUGUCGCUCGCGUUCAUGGGCCGCCGUCACUUGCAGAGGUCUGACGUCAAAUUUCUCGGCUACCUGGAGCAAAUCAAGGUGGAUACACUGGAGAAGUGGGCUCAGCCGCGGUCUUACUUCUUCGAGCACAAGAUCCGCUACUCGGUGUGGCACGACUUGACAGAGCAGAUGGUCCGCAAGAAAAAGCUCUACGACACGGAGAAGUGAAUGCCCCCAGAGCGCCGCAGAUACCCCCUAGCUCAUUUACACACUGUAGAUUUUCAUGUCGACAGUUGAUGCUCUCACGACCCACCAUGUUGCGAUCUUUUUGUUCCAUGGUCCCUCUCUCGGACGAUCUGUCGAGGAGUCAAUUUGUUUUACCUAUCAUCUUUCAGCCGAAGUUUGAUGCUGGAGGUCUGCAGUCUUAUUCCGUAGAUCUGGCGUCAAGAUUGAGCAUGAUCCGAGGCGACAGGGAGAUGGCCUUUGCAGUGUAUCACAAUGGAAAGGCUCAG